AUGAGCUUGACCUCGCGCGUCUUGGGCCUGUUCACGACGACAGAGACACCGUCUACCGAUCCCCCUUCUCCUGCGUCGGCCUCUCAGUUCCCCAACGUUGCUCCCGCUACCAGCGACCAUGUCUUUCAUUCCGCCGGUCCGAUAAGCGCAUCCAGCGACCAUAAUGCUCAGAAGGCUACGUCCCUUGCGGACGAGGAGGAGCCUCGGCCUCCCUAUCUACAUGCUAUGCUGGCUGGAGGUACCGGUGGUACCUGCGGUGACAUGCUCAUGCAUUCGUUAGAUACAGUGAAGACUCGACAGCAAGGCGAUCCCCACUUCCCUCCGAAAUAUACCUCUAUGACCUCGUCGUAUGCUACCAUCUAUCGACAAGAGGGUUUCUUCCGUGGUCUGUACGGUGGUGUGACGCCGGCGCUGUUUGGGUCUUUCCCUGGAACGGUCAUCUUCUUUGGUGUCUACGAGUUCACCAAGCGGAAGAUGAUCGACUCUGGGAUCAACCCCAAUAUUGCGUACCUGUCUGGAGGUUUCUUCGCCGAUUUGGCUGCCUCCAUUGUAUACGUUCCCUCCGAGGUUUUGAAGACGCGGCUGCAGCUGCAGGGACGCUACAACAACCCGCAUUUUAACUCGGGAUACAACUACCGCUCGACCACCGAUGCUCUACGCACGAUUGUUCGCCAGGAGGGUUUCUCUGCCCUCUUCUACGGCUAUCGGGCGACCAUCUAUCGUGACCUUCCCUUCUCGGCCCUGCAGUUCGCAUUCUACGAGCAAGAACAACGGUUGGCGAAGGAAUGGGUGGGCUCGCGAGACAUUGGACUGCCUUUGGAAAUUAUGACUGCAGUUACGGCUGGUGGAAUGGCAGGUGUGAUGACUUGCCCGAUGGACGUUGUCAAGACGCGGAUCCAGACGCAGCAGAACCCGGAAAGCUUGAGCUCGACCAAGUCGGCGGGUGAACCUGCGUCGACGAAGGAGAGCCCGCGCCAGCAUACGUCAUCGCACACGACGUCCACCCUGCGCACCCACUCGCGACCCAUCUCGACGUCUGGAGCAUCGACGUCGGUCGCGCCGCCCGGGGCUCCCCGUCUGGAUACCUCGUCUUUCUUCACUGGCUUGAAGAUGAUCUACCAGACCGAGGGCAUUGCGGGGUGGUUCCGCGGAGUCGGACCCCGCGGAGUGUGGACCAGUAUUCAAAGUGGAACAAUGCUGGUCAUGUACCAGUACCUUUUGAAGAAACUGGAAGCUUACCAGGGGGUGGAUGAUCUGAGCCCUUUGUGA
Aspergillus luchuensis is the source of this 1269-nucleotide messenger RNA. Its product is annotated as putative mitochondrial carrier protein. Gene Ontology annotation, biological process: magnesium ion export from mitochondrion. The record is from RefSeq and is a predicted model, not a curated record. Lineage: Eukaryota; Fungi; Ascomycota; Eurotiomycetes; Eurotiales; Aspergillaceae. The coding region runs from base 1 to 1269 and encodes 422 amino acids. The transcript is spliced from 3 exons. Gene Ontology annotation, molecular function: magnesium ion transmembrane transporter activity.